This is a messenger RNA of Postia placenta MAD-698-R-SB12, 1659 nucleotides long. RefSeq lists its product as hypothetical. The coding region runs from base 1 to 1659 and encodes 552 amino acids. Lineage: Eukaryota; Fungi; Basidiomycota; Agaricomycetes; Polyporales; Adustoporiaceae. The record is from RefSeq and is a predicted model, not a curated record. The transcript is spliced from 7 exons.
AUGUUCAACCUGCGGCACUGCAUAUUCGGCAAUCCUCUCUGGACACCAUGGAGAAAACAUACCUUGCGUAUUCAAGAAUACCUCGCAAUUGUAAACAUCCAUCUUGCUAAGGUCAGACAGCCUGCAUCGGCAGAGCUCAUGUUGCAUAUUCGGAGCGCAGUUUCGCCUGCAAUUCAGCCUGCGGAUUAUUUCAUGGAACAGAAAAUACUCCCCAUACCUGUCGACAACACAAGCAUGCAGUUGUCUGCACCUCUGGACGUCAAACAGACUGCUCUAACCUUAUUCUUCAGCCGUUGCAGUCGGGAGCAGCAUCAACAACACUUACGUGAAGAGGCAGACCAUAAGCACAAGCACAGGGAGGAGUUAGCACACCGGAGAAUGGCACAGGCGAUCAAGAAAGUUGAGCGACAGAGGGAGCUUGCUCGAGCCCGGAAGCAAAAGAGUAGGGUAAAGCAGAAGCUGAAGGAGAUUGCAGAGGGAGUCAGGGAUGCUGAUGGCAAGCUGAAGAAGUUAGCCUGCCCUGAUGUGGUCAAGUCCAUUGUCAGCGAGCUAUCUGCAUUACAAAAGAAAGGCAUCCCUGUUAGCUUACUUACCGCCCAUGCUAUCAUGGUUGCUCAUAUCAAGAAUGCUGCACCAGAGCUCCUCACGGCUCCGGUUCGCAAAGGGGUCACCUUCAAGUGUAGCGACCAUUUCAUGCGGACAUUUCUCAAGAAGGAGAUGGACUGGGGCCCUAGGAAACCAACUCGAUCAGCACAAAAGAUACCAGCAGAUGCUAUGCAACAGUGUCUGGUUUCAUUCGCACGGCAGGCACGAAAGAUUCGUGACUAUGGUAUCCCUUCAGCAUGCCAUGUCAAUAUUGACCAGACAAAUGUUCAGCUCUUAAUGUCUAUGAGAAAGACAUUCAAGAAGAUCAGGAGCAAUCAGGUUGCAUCCGUGGGGAAUGACGAGAACUAUGUUGACAAUAUCCUUGUGCUGUAUUUCAUGCGGCAAAAGGAAAGUCUACACCUCCCGGAUGACCAGCCAUGCGACACGGGGAUCCAACAGCCUCUGAAGCACGUAAUCCGACAGGCGCAACAUGCAGAUCUGGUUGCGGAGGCACUGGACCAAAUAAAGAACAAGCCGGGAGGUAGUGACCCACAGAUGAAAGUCGACAUGACACUGGGAACACUUCGUGAUCGAAGUGUCGGAUGGCUUGUAGAUGCAUAUCGUGCAGUUAACAAGCCGGAGAUUGUUAAGAAGGCUUUCGAACUCUGCCAGAUUGAAGACAAGCCAUAUAAUCUUUCGCACCAGAGCCUGACCAGCCAUGCAGCGCUCCAGUUGCUUCGAAAUAUCGAGCAGAAUGAACCUGAUGUAUGGCAGCUGGUGUGUGGAUAUGGAAGUGAAGCUCAGCAUGCUGCCGGGGCCAACGCUGACGAACCUCUUUUCAUGGAUGAGAUGGACGAGCUAAUUGAUGAUGCAUCCAUUCCUUUCAGCAAAGUUGUCGACCACAUUCACGCUGGGAGCAAGAUGGCGCUGUUUGGGUACAUACUAAACAUGGACGGCAGCCUUUCAGCUUGCGCUGCGAUCGAGCAGCUCAAUCAUGAUGGUUUGCAGUUCACAGCCCCUCGGGAUCUCGAAAUAGUUGGAGAUCAACUCCAAAAGAGGUGCAAAAUGGCCUAA